AUGGAGGAUCAACGAGUGCUUAUUUUGACGUCCGUGGAUUACUUCGGUGCCGCUGCUUUGUCCGUGUUGCACCGACUGGGCUAUGAGACUGUGCUCUGCGUCGUAUGCGGUGGAUCCCAGGGCCUUGACGUUAUAGCGGAAUGCCAGAAGCAUGGGUACAGACACUUGAUAGAAGCGGAGCUGCAUCCUGCUUGAUAGAGAUUGAUCUCUAGAAUUGCCUGACUCCUAUCCUAUUCUACGACUUAAUAGAAAUUGAGCGUUUAGCGCUAUUUCCAACCUUAUCGACGUCAGAUCAUACGCGUUGCAGAUGUUUUGGAUCCACCCAUUUUGAAAGUCCACUAAAUUCUUACCUGUUCUCCAAUUUAUCUUGAAAACCAGGUAUUCAAACUUUGUCUCGGACGAUGCAGCAUUGCUGGGGGGCGUGUGUCAGGCCUUUAGCCCGACACUGUCGAUAGGUCUUGGCCCGGGGCUUCCGAGAACUUCGCUAUGUCUGGAUUUCGAAGCGAUUCCUCCAAAUGAGGGCUCUUCCUCCAAUCUCGAUCCCGCGUGUUCAGGGGAAGUGACGCCAUCUUGGCCGGAGUUCUUCGCCAUUUUUAGCGGCGCGGAGACUUCGCGUUUGCGACUGUGCCUUACUUCUGCAUCAUCUGAGGACAUUACAACUCCUGAAGCUGAGGUAGCAGCAAGAGAAACGCUAGGAUCGGUGGAUGUCCCGGUGACACCGUUCGACACAGCAAUAAGUCUACGGUACAAGCAUGUGACAAGUUUUCCUGCUCUACUCGAAUGCAGCUUAGAGGCGCUGAGAGCCGCCGGACUGGACGGCACUUCUCCGGAAGUUGAGGAGCCAUCGCUCUUCGAUUUCAAUUCAUCAUCGUCUGCGCUUUUGGCUAGUAAAAGUGGAGGGUUAGGGGGAGAACAAGCUGGCUUCUUUGUGGAUUCAGAGCGCAUGUCCCUAGAGGAAGCGGACCGAUUUAUCCGGGGCUGCAGUUUCCCGCCAUAUGAUCCGCCCUUAGUUAAAAGCGCCUUGGACGGGUGCGAUUACUACGUGGAUUCAGUGGAACACUAUCUGCACUACUUGCGUUCCAUCGGGCAACGCCCAGACGGCACCUCGAUCACAGAUCGGAGUGGAACGAGGCUCCUCGGCGACUGCGAGACAACGACGAAGCAGUAUUCAGCAGACACCCACUGGUACUCCAACGUGGGAGGCACCAUUGUUAAGGUGCAAGCGGAGACGAUGCAGUUGCGCAAACGAAACGAGGUUGUAGAGCUUAUACCAGGUAAGGACUUUUUGAUGUAGUGUGCUUUAAUAUCUACAAGUGCAAACUAUGGAUGAGCUCCUGGAUACGAUGUAGAAGUGUUAGUGUUUGUCCUUUUCUACUUCGACUUUUCCCUACUGUGAAUGUGUUUAUUGCUGUAAAGCGGCUUUAUCAGUUCGCUUGUGUCUCUCUCACCAGGUGCAGCGGUAUCAGCCAAAGCUAAAAAGAGGUUGCGAAUGAACGAGCCAUUAAUUGGACUAACCGCUUACGGCUACAUUCAGAAAGCGCUAUCAAGUGGCUGGAUAGGGGUUGAGGGUCCCUACAUCAAGAAAUUUGAGGCCGCAAUCACCAGAGUGUGUCAGGUACUUGUUGUGUUUUAGCAGUAGUUGGCAUUAAAUGCUAACAACUUUUCUGUGCCAACUUGCUGUAUUCAGAUGGAUGCCGUGUAGUGUAUUCUGUCCUAUUGCUAUUCUAUUUUAUCCUAGCGUAAUUCACUCUCAUCGUCGUGUCGUCGAUUGAUCUUUUCUGAAGCGUUGAAAUCGUUAUCGACUCGAAAAUCCAGGUCGAAGCAGCAUGCGCAGUCCAGAGCGGGACCGCUGCCUUGUAUGGCGCGAUGAAGGCUUUAGGGGUGAGUGAGCAGUCGCAUCGCGUGAUCGUUCCAACCUACACUUGUGCCGCUUGCGCCGACGCCAUUGCACAUGCAGGAGGCGUGCCUAUUGCGGUGGACUGCGAGCUCGACAGUUACGGGCUCGAUUUUGACGCGGUGCGGGAAGCUAUUAUGAGCGACGAGCAGAUUGUAGGCGUAGUCAUUGCUCCGAGUUACGGUACGCCCUCAAGGGACCACCUGAAAAUCUACGAUUUGUGCCGCGAACAGGGUUUGUGGUUGUGCGAGGACAAUUGCGAAUCCUACGGCGCUGUGAUGCAGUUAGGGGACGGGGAGGAAAUGAAGGACAUGGCGGGGGAGAUGACUCAGGCUGGCUCAACAUCUACUCUGAGCAACUCAGGGAGAACGGCGAAGGUGGGAUCCAUGAGCACCAUGAGUGUGAUCUCCGUCCGAAGCGAGAAAAUGGUGGGCGUAGGCGAGGGUGGCGCAAUCCUCAGCAAGGAUGCAGCUCUAGUUUCAAAAGCACGUUGGUGGUGCAGUCGCGCACCAGUGAGGGGAUGCGGUAUUGACUGCAAAAUUUAUCGAUACGUCGUGUCGAAAAGUCCAAAUAGUUUUACUUCGAAAAGAAGUAGUUGGAAUGUAAUCGACAAAAGUCUGAUAUAUUGCUGACCGAAAAUCUGCGCUUCAAUAGAAUUUGUUUCACUUAUAAUCUUUGACAGGUCUCUGGCGAGUCUACGAGCAUGAGACAAUCGGUCAGAAUUAUCGAUUGCCGGAGCUGCUGGGCGCAGUAGGACUCUCGGCGUGCGAAAACUUGCCGGUGAUGAUUGAACGCAAGCGACGAAUCCACCAGUGGUACAAGGAGCUGCUUGGGGACAUUCCCUUUCUGCAGUUCCAGCACUCACGACCCUUGGACGAACCUGUGUGGUGGCUAAACGCACUAUUAAUCCGGACACCAGCAAACAUCGAGUUGCCGGAGCAGUUCCGAGGUCUGGGCGAAGUGGGCUCAAUUAUUAACAGUGUGGCAUCUUCAUCAGGUUCAGGAUUAGAUGGAGUUGAAGCCAAAGCUUCUUCAUCCAGGUCAGCAUCUCUGCCAGCUCAAAAUCUCGCUGAGACGGUGGGGAUGGGAGUAAUGCGGGAGCAUCCCAAUAUCGAGAUGAGGCCAGCGUUUUAUCCUUUGCACAAAAUGUCGUGCUUUGCGGAUUGCGCUAGAUACUGUCCCAACGCGGAUUUCGUCUACGAGAGGCUCCUUUGCGUACCAAGUUCGGCGCAACUGACCAGGAGUGACGUGGAAGAGGUCUGUCAGGCGCUGCGGAACAGUCUCACGGAGGUAAUGGGCGCUCCUGUCUGAGCCUGCAACUCGACGUACACCAGGGGAGUGCUUGCAAUCAGCACUAGAAAUAUUUAUAUCUGAUUUUUCAUUGGUUUGAUGUUGUUAUGCAUAUCGAGUUCUUGUCGAUGUUGACGUCUCUCUCGUUAAAUUAUGUGGUAACUGAAAGGAUAUAGAUUAUGUCAAGAUGUCAUUUUUUCCAUACUUGAAACUCUAUUUAUCUACUAUGAUAAUGAUGGGACUGUCUAUUUAUCUACUAUGUGAUGAAGUAAAAGAUUUGCUGCAUGUAGAAGAAGUUGUUGUUAGAUUAUAGAAGUGGCAGACGUUUUUAGAGAUUGUGCGCUAGAGGUGGAUAGUUCAAGAAUUGUCAAAUCUAUUGCGAUGACUGUCAAUUUUUCAACUUUUUGAAGUUUUGCGCUGGCUCAAUGUCUGUUCUGCAUGAGGAUUGCGAGUUUGGUUCACUCGCUGCAUGUUAUCGUCGCGUCGACGCUAGCCGCCCUCUGCGGUGCAGGCAAAGCGUUGGAGAAGGCGAAUCGCUCAUUAAGUGCUUAAGAUUAGAAAAACAAGAUUUAAGAUUAUGGUUCUUGUUCGGUAGCAACAGUGUGGAAACAGUCUUUAGCUGUACAUGCUUGUGUGGCGAGGUGGAUGAACCAGUUUGAUGAAUUGUGAUUAGGGUGGUUUGAACUGAAUAUUUUGAUGUUGACAAAUUUUAUGUGGUUAUACUUAAAAUAUGGAGAUGAACGAUCGGAAGAUAUCGACUGAUUACUUUAUUGCUCUCAAUCAGAUCCUUCGAAAUUCAUGAAGUUUAUGUCGAGACUAUCUGCGACUGUGACUGUCGUAGCAUCGAGCUGAAAGUUUUUGUUUUACUUCUGAAGGGUCUUGGAUCGAAAACUCAGUACAUUGGUCGAUGAACGGAUGACAGAAAGUGAAGUUCUUGGUAAGACGAAGUUUGAUAUGACAAAGCAACGUGAGCAGGCAGAGGCAAAGUUGGAAGGCUCUACGUUGUUCUUGCAAUUGAAAAAACUCAGAAAUAUAUCAAUCUGUUUCGUCUUGCCAGCAGUUUAGGAUGACUGCUUGAGACGCAUUGACGAUGAUGAGCGGUGUCUCUG
Messenger RNA from Amoebophrya sp. A25, 4293 nucleotides. The record is from the annotation of a GenBank genome assembly. NCBI's taxonomy places the organism in Eukaryota, Dinophyceae, Syndiniales, Amoebophryaceae.